AUGACGUCACGCGCAGUCAGGUAGCGCGUGUCUCUCUCACGCACACGCGCGCGGGACUUGGCUGCUUAUCGAUCAGCGACGUGCGCGUGGCCGGCACCCUUCAUCAUCAUCAUCUUCCGUGAUGAAGACUCUCAGGCCCCACCCCUUCCUGGAGGGCGGGCCAACCUUCAACCUGGUGGGGGCGUGUCCGCAGCGGAUGGACACACCUGCUGUCGGCGCGUCAGCUGAGCAGACGACAGCUGCUGGCUCCGCCUACUCGCUCUGCGCCGUGUGCAACUUGCAGCUAGCCUCGGCGGCUCAGGCUCAGCUGCACUACAACGCUCGCUCUCACCUGCGCCGCGUACGCCAGAUGAAGGCGGGCGGGAUGUGGGGACAGGUGGCAGCGGGGGGGCCGUCCAAGCUCCUCCCCCUGGCGUCCGGUCUUCGCUGUCUGGCUGGACAAGUGCAAACGUCAGAGCCCAGCGCCCCCCUGUGUUCAACUACAGGUGGCGCUGGAAAUCCGUCCGUCCUGAUGAAACCCUUCUUGCCUUUCCCCAUGGACGCCGUUGCGCCAGUCGCACUGUUUCCGAACUUCAACACGAUGGACCCCGUGCAGAAGGCCGUCAUCAACCACACGUUUGGUGGCGUGGCGGCCAAGAAGAAACAGGUGAUCACGUGCGGCGUCUGCCGGCUGAGGUUCAACUCUGACUUGCAGGCGGCGUCUCACUUCCGAGGCGGGCGUCACGCCAAGAAGGUGAAGUCCCAGGAGAACAAGACCAAUGGCAGUGGCUCCAGGAAGGCAGGCCCCGCCCCUCCGAUGAGCACCAAUCAGCACACAGAGGUCGCCCCCUCCUCACCCUCGUCCAGCAGAGCAGGAAGUGAGACUCCUCCCCCUAGCCCCGCCCCCACUCUCCCCCAGGAAGCCCCGCCCACAACAGAGUGUGAGGAGGAGAGGGCCAAGCAGCUGAUGUAUUGUUCCCUCUGCAAGGUGGCCGUCAACUCUCUGUCUCAGCUGCAGGCUCACAAUGCAGGGUCCAAACAUAAGACCAUGCUGGACGCUCGCAGCGGCGCCGGUCCCAUCAAGUCCUACCCUCGCCCCGGCACCAAGCCCAAGACGUGCGGCGCAGCGACGGUGAAAGGUUCUGGUCUGCAGAACAAAACCUUCCACUGUCAGACGUGUGACGUCCACGUCAACUCUGAGAUACAACUUAAACAGCACAUCACCAGCAGGAGGCACAAGGACCGCGUGGCAGGCAAGCCCAGCAAGUCCAAACACUCUCCUCACAACAACAACAACAACAACAACAACAACAUGAGAACACAACACAGCUCGCUGAUGGAGCUGGCCAAGUCCCCCUUCCUCCCCCCUCUUCCCUUCGCCUCCUCCCUCCCACCUCGGCCCCCCCCCUCCUUGCCCCUCCUCGCCGCCUCCUUCCUGCGUCAGGCGCCAGGACAGAUCCGAACGCGCCACCCCUCCCUCCUCUUCGCGCCCUACUGAUGCUGACCUUUGGCCUCUCUGGACUCAUCUUGGACCAGAACCAAAGAAACUUCCAGAACAAACCUUGGUGUCUCAAGAAGAACCAGAAGAACCUUUGAAAGUAAAAAGUGGACCUGAACCAGAAGCUAGACUUGGAUAAAAGGACAAGUGAAGGAUUCUAUGACAUCAUCAGACUGUUGUCCAAUCACCUGCCAGAACUGCAGCGUCAGGCUACUUCCAGAAAGUUCUUUUCCAGGACCUUUUGGUCGGACCUGCUUUUGACUCCAGGCCACGAGAGGACAUCACGUGACCUCAGAGGAACUUCCUGUCUCAUUCACUUCUCACCAGCAGCAGACAACCAGGCUCCGCCCCCUUUCAUGAGGUCAUGUGACCUGCUGUUUGUCUCAUUUGGUUUGCUUGCUCCUGAACUACUUGAACUGUUGGUAUGCUCCUCCUGUGAUGAGGAUGAUGGUGAUAGUGAUGAAGAAGAUGAUAAUCAUGAUGGUGAUGAUAGUGAUGAGGAUGAGGAUUAGGAUGAUAGUGAUUAGGAUGAUAGUGAUGAGGAAGAUGUGAGGAUGAUUGUGACAUUAAUGAUCAUGAAGAAAUGGAUGAGGAUGACUAUGGUGAGAAUGAUGAUGGUGAUGUGAGGAUGACAAUGAUGAGGAAGAUGAUAAUCAUGAUGGUGAUGUGAUGAUAGUGAGGAUGAUUGUGACAUUAAUUAUCAUUAAGAAAUGGAUGAGGAUGACUAUGGUGAGAAUGAUGGUGAUGUGAGGAUGACAAUGAUGAGGAAGAUGAUAAUCAUGAUGGUGAUGUGAUGAUAGUGAGGAUGAUUGUGACAUUAAUUAUCAUUAAGAAAUGGAUGAGGAUGACUAUGAUGAGAAUGAUGAUGGUGAUGUGAGGAUGACUAUGAUGAGAAUGAUGAGGAAGAUGAUAAUCAUGAUGGUGAUGUUAUGAUAGUGAGGAUAAUUGUGACAUUAAUUAUGAAUACAUGGAUGAUGAUGAGAAUGAUGACAGUAAUGAGGAAGAUGAUAAUGGUGAUGUGAUGAUAGUGAGGAUGAUUGUGACAUUACUUAUGAUGAAGUGGAUGAGGAUAAUGAGGAAGAUGAUGAGCAUUUUGAUAAUCAUCACGGUGAUGUGAUGAUAGUGAGGAUGAUUGUGACGUUAAUUAUGAAGAAAUGGAUGAGGAGGAGGAUCAUAGUAAUGCGAAAGAUGAUAAUGGUGAUGUGAUGAUAGUGAGGGUGAUUGUGACAUUAAUUAUCAUGAAGAAGUGGAUGAGGAUAAUGAGUGUGGUUAUGAUAAGCUUGAUGAUAAAAGUUACAAUGAUGAUGGAAGCGUGAUGAUAAUUGUAAGGAGGAUGGAGAUAAUGAUGACGACAGAGAAAAUGUGAUGAUGAGAAUGAAAAUAAUAAUUGCGACGAUAAAGAUGAUGAUAAUUACAAUGAUGAUAGCAAGGACAAUAAUGAUAAUUGUCAGGAUGAUGGCGAUAACGCUGUGAUGAUGAUAGUGACGAUGAUAAAUAUAAUGGCAAUAAUUAGGAUGAUAAUGAUGGUGAGGAUGAUAAUGAUAAAUAUGGUGUUCAUGAUAUUUAUGAUGGCAAGAAUUAGGAUGAUCAAGAUACAUAUGAUGAUGAUAAUUGUGACGGAGAUAAGGAGGAUGCAUAUGAUGACGAUAGUGACAAUGAUAAUUAUGAUGGCAAGAAUUAGGAUGAUAAUGAUGGUGAUGAUAGUGACGAUAAUAAUUAUAACGGCAAGAAUUAGGAUGGUGAUGACGAUAAUUGUGACAAUGAGUAUGACAGUUAUGAUGAUCAUGGCGAGGAUGAUAAUAUCAUUGUAAGGAUGAUGGAGAUAAUGGUGUGAUGAUGAUGAUGAUGGCAGGAAUUAAGAUGAUAAUGAUGAGGGGCAUGUUGAAAAUGGUGAUGAGGACAAUGGAGAUGAUUAUGACGAUAAAAGAAGAUGACGAUGACUAUAAUAGGGUGAUGAUGAGGAUGAUUGUAAGGAUGACGGCGAUGAUAAUGAGAAGGAUGGAAAAGAUGUGGACUGUGAGGUGAUGAUUGUGAGAAUGAUGAGGAUAUUAAAAAUAAAGGUGAUAAUAUUGCACCAGAACAAAAAGUACUCUGACUGAUGAUGUCAUCAUGAUGCAAUAACAGAGUCUCAUACAACCUUGAAUAAAAAUACAACUUUUAUUGGUGAACUUAUCUGUUAUCCAUUGGACAUGUCUGACGACCUACUAGAACUUAUCUGUUAUCCAUUGGACAUGUCUGACGACCUACUGGAACUUAUCUGUUAUCCAUUGGACAUGUCUGACGACCUACUAGAACUUAUCUGUUAUCCAUUGGACAUGUCUGACGACCUACUGGAACUUAUCUGUUAUCCAUUGGACAUGCCUGACGACCUAUCACAACUUAUCUCAAAGUCAUUUAAUCAAAGUUUACUUAUAUAGCCCUAAAUCACGAGUGUCUCAAAGGGCUGCACAAGCCACAACAUCUGUUAUCUAUUGGACAUGUCUGACGACCUACUAGAACUUAUUUAUUAUCCAUUGGACAUGUCUGACGACCUACUAGAACUUAUCUGUUUUCCAUUGGACAUGUCUGACGACCUACUAUAACUUAUCUGUUAUCCAUUGGACAUGUCUGACCACCUACUACAACUUAUCUGUUAUCCAUUGGACAUGUCUGACCACCUACUAUAACUUAUCUGUUAUCCAUUGGACAUGUCAGACGACUUACUACAGGCUCUCAUUGGUGUGUCAGCUGAUGUUAACAUGUAGCUAAUGUUAGCUUUUCAUUGUACAAACAGACCGAAAACAAACAUGCUUUUGGUGUACGGACGUUUCCUCCACCCGCCGCGUGCCCGGCAGCACAUCCAUUAGCUACCUUGCUAACUGCUACUUCCUGUGCCUCUCUACUUGGGCUCCUGCUCCGAUAAGACCAUGGAUGGAUAAAUCAUAAGUGAUGGAUUAAAAAUGGAAUACACAACGUGUAGAUAUCCUAAAAAAAAAACUAUUAUUACUGAAAUCUACAGCAUUUUUAAAGCACAUUUGAAAAACAACAAAGUUGUUAGGUUGGAGUAUAAACUCGUUUUUCUCUCUGAUCAGGCGAUAACACACACCUAAAACGCAUAACUCCACAACCAGGAAGUGCUGAGAAGGCUAGACCGUCUGAAGGGACUCUUUCCAGGACCCACACACACCAUGGGCUGGAUGCAGUGAGUGUGGGUGUGCGUGUCGGCAGGGCGGUUGCCAAGGAGGACAGUUCAGGUCUUUGUUGUUUUGGCUUUGUUACUAAACAGAACGUGGAACCAUCACCCUUUUGUUGUGUUUGUUUGAUGUGCAGUUCUUCUUUUUGUGUAUCAACUUUUAUUAAAAUGUCAACUUUUG
Entelurus aequoreus (snake pipefish) is the source of this 4830-nucleotide messenger RNA. It is a transcript of the gene znf385b, whose product is annotated as zinc finger protein 385B. The transcript has 12 exons. Gene Ontology annotation, cellular component: nucleus. NCBI's taxonomy places the organism in Eukaryota, Metazoa, Chordata, Actinopteri, Syngnathiformes, Syngnathidae. Bases 122 to 1477 code for a protein of 451 amino acids. Gene Ontology annotation, molecular function: zinc ion binding; nucleic acid binding. The record is from RefSeq and is a predicted model, not a curated record.